Callorhinchus milii (elephant shark) is the source of this 5689-nucleotide messenger RNA. It is a transcript of the gene slc20a2, whose product is annotated as solute carrier family 20 member 2. Lineage: Eukaryota; Metazoa; Chordata; Chondrichthyes; Chimaeriformes; Callorhinchidae. Gene Ontology annotation, molecular function: phosphate transmembrane transporter activity. The transcript has 12 exons. The record is from RefSeq and is a predicted model, not a curated record. Gene Ontology annotation, cellular component: membrane. Bases 1170 to 3131 code for a protein of 653 amino acids. Gene Ontology annotation, biological process: phosphate ion transmembrane transport.
AGAAUAUACUGUAAAGUGAAUUCACUGUAUUUUGUGGGCACAAUGAACAUAUGAACAAGUAGAAAAGCACCGCUGUCUUCCACAGAUCAGUGCCUGAAAUCCAGCAAAUCCACUUGACCUUUGGAUAAUGUGUUGAACAAAUCAUUUUUAUUUCAGUGCAGAAUUUGCUGUUGGCCGUUAGCUUUAGCUGCUUCUUAAACAAUUUCCCUGGACAUAACUAGAGUGGAUUGAUUGGCUGAAAUCAGAGUUUAAUCCAAACACCCUUUCAAUGUAUGCAAGUAAGUGGCUUUACGGAGCAAAAAAAAAAAAAAAAAAAUAUUCUCCUGUCGAGACCUGUGAUUGAUCGGAUUUAAAUCUUGCCAAUCUCCGUUGUUGAGAUACAAUAUAAAUGACUCAGUUGCUCCUGUGAAUUUAAUCCAUAGCUUGGACAGGCGCCCAGCAUUCCAGCCAAGCAAGUGGCCUGUGCAUGUGCAACACAUGGCUGUGAUGCCAUCAGUGAGGCCCUCCCACCAUUCCCCACCCGGCUGUUAAUGCUGAGUGACAGCGAGUGGAUUCAUAAGAGGAGCACACGCUUUCUGAGAGCUCUCUAUGGUGGGGUCGAACGAGCGAGCCCUGGAACAACAGUCACUCUCUGCAGCUCCACGAGUUAUGUCACGCAAACUUUCUCUCUCUCUCUCUCUCUCUCUCUCUCGCUCUCAGUGUGAGUGAAAUCAAUCUGGCCAGUUGCUAGGUUUCCGAGGGUGUCCACUGUAAUCUGUCCCACGAGACUGAUCGCAAGCAAGAAUUGAUCUUUCUAGCGAAAAGGCUACGCAGGACUAUUUUUAGUUCGACUUUGCUGAGGGUUUGUUUACUUACAAAUGCUCACUUACGAUUGCAGCUAAUAGGGAAAGGUUACCCUGGGGGGCUUUACCGCAUCUAGGACUGCUUCCUGCAGCUUACAGAGCUGAACAUCUCCUGUCAUUUCCAAGUUGAGAACAAAAUAUGGAAUGCAUUUGCCUGCUGACAACCCUGAGCCUAACAGACUGCAUUAACACUACCCAGAAAUACAUUAGUUAGCAGUACAACAUCUCUGAACACUAUAAGCACUUUCACCGAAGAAACCAUUGUUUACGGAAACUUGAACUGAAGAUUUUUUUUUCUUUCCCCCCUCCGCUAAUUAAAACGCAAACAUGAUGCUGGAGAAUUACAUGUGGAUGGUAAUUUUGGGCUUUAUAAUUGCCUUUAUCCUUGCGUUUUCUGUGGGUGCAAACGAUGUGGCCAAUUCUUUUGGUACUGCCGUGGGGUCUGGAGUAGUGACACUACGUCAAGCCUGCAUUCUUGCUUCAAUUUUUGAAACUGCUGGUUCGGUAUUACUGGGAGCAAAGGUCGGAGAAACCAUCCGGAAGGGCAUCAUCGAUGUCGGCAUGUACAAUGGCAGCGAGCAAAUUCUGAUGGCUGGUGAAGUCAGUGCGAUGGUUGGCUCGGCUGUCUGGCAGCUCAUCGCUUCGUUUUUGAAGCUUCCCGUGUCUGGCACGCAUUGUAUUGUUGGAGCCACCAUAGGUUUCUCGCUCGUAGCAAUCGGUGCUCAUAGUGUUCGAUGGAUGCAACUUGUCAAAAUUGUUGCCUCAUGGUUCAUUUCCCCUCUACUCUCUGGUUUGAUGUCUGGCUUGCUUUUCAUCCUAAUAAGAUAUUUCAUCCUGAAUAAGGAAAACCCAGUGCCAAAUGGCUUGAGAGCACUUCCAUUGUUUUAUGCUGCUACUGUAGGAAUUAAUACCUUCUCUAUCAUGUACACGGGAACUCCAAUGCUUGGACUGGACAUUGUUCCUGCCUGGGUAAUAGCACUGGUCACCAUCGGUGCAGCUCUUCUGUGUGCAGUCAUCGUCUGGCUGCUUGUAUGUCCCUGGAUGAGGAAAAGGAUAGAAAGUAAAUUAAAGAAGCAAGGUGCACUGUCCAGGAUAUCAGACGAAAGCCUGGAUAAGAGCCAAGAUGAGGAAACGCCCGUGUUUAAAGAGCUGCCGGGUGCAAAAACAGCUGACGAGUGCGUGGUGCCUCUCACCAGCGGGGCUCCUGAGGCACCCGCCGGAGCAUCCGAGAGCCUCGUCAAUGGGUCAACUGGAAUCCCAUACGUAAGAGCUGCAUCCCUCACCAACGGCUGCCUGAAGUCGCCGGUGUCCAACGGUACGUUUAGUUUUGAAGGUCACACGAGGAGCGACGGCCACGUGUACCACACGGUCCACAAGGACUCCGGCCUCUACAAAGAUCUGUUGCACAAGAUCCACCUGGACCGGCUCACCGACGACCGUAUGCUGCCUGACAACUCUUACCGUCUCCUCCGCCGAAACAACAGCUACACGUGCUACACGGCAGCCAUCUGCGGCAUGCCUGUCCAGUCCUCCUUCAAAUCCUCGGACUUUGUCGGGGUGGAGGAUAACGAGAAGCUGGUGGGAGACGCUGUGACCUACUCCAAGAAACGUCUGCGCUACGACAGCUACUCCAGCUACUGCAAUGCCGUGGCGGAGGCUGAGAUCGAGGCGGAGGAAGGCGGAGUGGAGCUGAAGGUGGUGAGCGAGCUGAGCGACCCCCUACCGCCAGCUGAGGAGCCUCCGGAGGAAGAUAAAGAGGAGAAGGAAAAGCCGCAGGUCCACCUGUUGUUUCACUUCCUCCAGAUCCUCACUGCUUGCUUCGGAUCAUUCGCUCACGGUGGUAACGACGUGAGCAAUGCAAUCGGUCCCCUUGUUGCUCUCUGGCUGAUCUAUCGGGAAGGAGAAGUGCUACAGGAUGCCUCAACACCUAUCUGGCUGCUGCUGUACGGUGGCUUGGGCAUCUGUGCUGGUCUCUGGGUCUGGGGAAGGCGGGUCAUCCAGACUUUGGGCAAAGACCUCACCCCCAUUACACCUUCCAGUGGAUUCACUAUUGAGUUGGCUUCGGCGUUCACAGUUGUGGUUGCUUCCAAUAUUGGACUUCCUAUCAGUACCACACACUGCAAGGUCGGAUCUGUGGUUUCAGUUGGCUGGAUUCGGUCACGUAAAGCGGUGGAUUGGCACUUAUUCCGUAAUAUCUUUUUGGCUUGGUUUGUGACCGUUCCCGUGGCUGGCCUCUUCACUGCUGCUAUUAUGGCAAUUUUUGUCUAUGGUAUACUGCCAUAUGUUUGAAUUUUUUUUUUUAAAUGUGAUUUUAAAAAAAAUCUUAAGUAGUAGAUUGAGACCUUUCCUCUGUUCUCUUCUCCCAGCUCAGCUGUUUUUCUUUCACCCCCUCUCACACACACACACACACACACACACACACACUUCCCAUUUCAAGCUGAAUGAAGUGGUUAGAUUAGAAAUUAAUUCAGAUUACAUCUUCCACAUUUUAUUCUGUUCUGUAAAUAACACUAAGUGUGCUUAUUUUUGAUGACUUGGUGGUAUAUAUAAUGGUAAAAUCUUGUAUGGUGCAUUCAUGUCAAAGUAAAUGCUGCCAAAAUCUAAUAAUAUUUGUGGGGUGGGUGGUAUUGCCUAGAAAAUUUGCCUCCUAGUACCUAAGAUGCUGUAUAUAUUGUAUUAUUACCCAGUGGCAAAUUUUGUAUGGAUCUUUUUAAAAAAAUAUAUAUAUAGUGUGAUUUUAGUAGAGACUUCUAGCCUCUGAUGUACGAAUGCCCAACCACUAGUUUAUUCAUGAGGUGGGAUCCCAGAGGGGUUAAAAUAACAGUCGCCAGAAUGAGGAGACUUUCAUAGGAUGGGCUUCACGGACAACUUGAUUUGUUCAUAUAAUAUAAGCUUGACAGUUGUAUUAUAUUGUAAUUUCUAUUGUAAAUACUUUCUAAACAAAUCUUGGUUAUUGUGUAUUUUUUUUAAAAAUUGGGCUACAUUUCACUGACACAUUUCGGAUAGAAAACAAAAUUGAUUGUACCAAAGAUUCAGAAAGACAAAUUGACAGUAUUGGCACUUGUUUAUCAACACGUGUGUUUUAUAAUCAGGGUUCCUUCUCUAGUAUUGUGCCAGUGAGAUGUGAUGGUUCCUUUGAUUUCACUGAGAAGAGAUUUCUUAGCAACAGUACGCUGGAUUUUCCAUUCUCAUUCUCCCUCCUACUCCUCCCCACACCCCCAAAAAUAAUCUUAAAAUGGCAGUGUACAGCGCCACCAACCAAGUGAAUAUCUUGUUAAAAUAGUCUAGAUGUCUGUCCCAAUCAUUGCCUUGUCGUUCCGUAGUGUUGAGCAUGCAUGCUCUUAGUAACUGAUGUGUAGUCUCUGUAUAAUACCAAAUCCUCCCUUGGCUGCCAAUCACUUAAUAAUAAUAAUAAUAAUAAUCCUUGCCUUUGAUAUAGCGCUUUUCACGUCUUCUAGACGUCCCAAAGCGCUUCACAGAAUAUACUGUAAAGUGAAUUGACUGUAUAUUUGUGGGCGAACGCGGCAGCCAAUUGCGCACAGCAGCGUCCCACAAACAGUCAUGGAUUGAAAAUGACCAAUUUAUUAUUGUUUUUUUUUUUAUUUGGAGGGAUUAUUAUUAGUUGUGUGGAGUAAGGAAACUUGCCCAAGGUUUCGCCCUCUGCCUGGAAUUGAAUGGAAGUGUCUCACUUGCAAAGCGAGUGCUCUAACCACUGAGCUACAGGACUCCACUUCAUUCCUAUGAUGAUUAUUCUUUGGAUAUUGAAGAGAUAGAUUACAAAAUUAAAUUUGUAUAGUGUCGGGAGGACGUCCCAAGGCCCUGGGGAUGGUAUUGCAAUUGAGAUUGGAUCACAAUAUUUAAGUGAGGGGGAAAUGGUGUUACCAAAACUCUUUCAAAGCCAUGCAUCCAUCUAGUUCUAGUUCUAUGUUCUAGUUACUGUUAAAUUGUUUACUGUUUGUGCGGUAAACCCCAGCACGUGUCCAAACUAUUUGUAUCCCACUCCUUGGCACUUACCAUUCAUAACUUUGAUCAUUGGUGAUCCACGUGACCGCCAACAGGAUAAUUCCUAUUUCUCUGAAUCUCCAUACUGUGUCUUGUUGACGCUUUAUUUUGAAUCAAACAUCUAGUACCUGUUAUACCUCCAGUUCGUUUAAAGGGCAUUUGCAGUUCUGGCUCACGAUGAAUAGGUUAUUGGCUCAUGUGAAUGUAGGGAUGAUACAUUUAUUUAUAAUGAAUAUUUGAGCAGAUUCAAGAUUUGUGAAAAAAAAGAGAGAGAACUUUUCUUGGAGAUAUAACUGUUCAAAAAGUGAUUCUGUUUUUAAACUUCCGUGCUGCCCAGUGUCUUUUUUUCCACGAUUGCGGGAUGUGCAAGACUCUUUAAUGCUGCUUUUUAUGAGGCUCCUUUCUGAAGCUUUGGCAUUUAUUUUAAAUGCAGAUCAGUCUGCAACUGGUAUUUAAACAAAGCCUUUGGAUGUGUCUAGAAAUUCUACAGACCCCAACUGUAGGCAAGUGGAGAAGGACCCUCUUUGUUCUCUGUAUUACAGUAAUGUGUUGUUUCUCUCUUAAUAGUUUGUUACACUGUUCUAUUAUUUUGAAUUAAAAUCCCAUAGCGGAGGAGAAAAUAUUCUGUUCCUCGAGCUGCCAGUCCUCCUUUUAUAGACCAGAUUAACUUCAGUUACCCUCUCCCUUUACUGUAGUAAUACUGCUUGUAUCAUAUAGCAACAACUGACAAGUUUAUUUUCUGGUACUACCCCUUACAGUUGAAGUUGUCAUUCAUUUAUACUAAAAUGUAGGGAAUUUUUUUUAAAAAUCUGUUAAUGAAUCUUAUUAAAAUUUGUCUUACUAAA